This is a messenger RNA of Gossypium arboreum, 732 nucleotides long. RefSeq lists its product as uncharacterized. Lineage: Eukaryota; Viridiplantae; Streptophyta; Magnoliopsida; Malvales; Malvaceae. The record is from RefSeq and is a predicted model, not a curated record. The transcript has a single exon. Bases 68 to 640 code for a protein of 190 amino acids.
AAAUUGAUAAUCAGUAAGAUAACCAACUUCAUUUAUCACACUCAUCAUUCAUUUCUCAGGCCCUCUAAUGAAGAGGGAGGCUCCCCAACAAGGCGUGGUUCGGACUUAUCCAGUCCACCUAUCUCCUUGGAACCCGAAACCCAAAACCCGAAGUGUACAGACACUCGAUUCCCUCCCGGUUUCUGGAUCGUUUUCCACGGUGACACCAAAGGCCAGCAACCAUUCCAAGUUUAGUGGAAAAUGUGGGAGGUUACAUUGUGUUGAGUGUCAUUUGAAUCCGGUAAGUAAGUCCAAGGACAAGUCAAAGGGUACUCAAAAGUUUAGGACAUGUAAUUUGGCCGGUUUCAAAUUUUCCGGGUUUUCUGCCACUGGAGUUUUGGAAUAUUUGUAUAGUUUUAAUGAUGAUGAUGAUGAUGAUGAGAUUGGUAAUCAUGUCAAUGAUCAUGAUUAUGUCUAUGAGGAUGUUGGUACAUGCGUUCUUAACGAUAACGACGACAAUGAUGAUUUUCUGGCUAAGUUUUGGUCUCUGCAUGACAAGCAGAACGAUGACGACGACGACGACGAUACGAGUUAUUGUGAUGUGGAUUUCAUGCUAGACAUUGAGGAAGAUGAAGGGUGGUGUUUAUUGAGAGAACUGUGAUUGGCAGACUCAAUCUUUCCAUGUAUUGCCUUUUGUUUGUAUUUAGCCUUUUUUCUAAAUAAAACAAUGCUCUAUUAAAUACCCAAACAAAA